Molecule: messenger RNA, 1978 nt
Organism: Dreissena polymorpha
Lineage: Eukaryota; Metazoa; Mollusca; Bivalvia; Myida; Dreissenidae
Product: histone PARylation factor 1-like
Exons: 7
Coding region: 30-1340 (436 amino acids)
Biological process (GO): DNA damage response; regulation of protein ADP-ribosylation
Cellular component (GO): nucleus
Molecular function (GO): histone binding; poly-ADP-D-ribose binding
Source: RefSeq, a predicted model, not a curated record
ACGUUCGACGAAAUCAAACAUUCCUAAUAAUGGCGUCAAAAUUAAAGCCUUGCAAGUUUGCCGAGAAAUGUUAUCGUAAAAAUCCAGAUCAUUUAAAGGAGUACAGCCAUCCAAAACGCAAAGGAGAAGAGGAUGACAAACAUGAAAAACCACCUAAGAAACUGAAGACAGUUGAAAGUAAAAAGGCAAAUACGAUUGAUGCAUUAUUUGCAAAGAACGUAAAAAAAGAAGCUACAGUAGAAGAAAAACCAGUCACAAACACAACAGAAGAAUCAGAAUCAACAUCAGAAAGUUUCUCAGCAACAGAUAAACCUUGUUCUCCAGGUGAUGAAAGUGGGAAGUCUCCACAAGGAAAAGACGAAGAAGACGAGGCAACAGUAGAAUCACCAUGUGAUGUUAAAGAGAACAUUAAACAAAAGUUCCUUUUUGAGAUGCCUGAAGAUUUCUAUCAGUUUUGGGAAUUCUGCAAGGCUGAAAAUCCUGCCAAGCCAACAGAUGCUUUGAAGAAAGACACUGGCUUGCAGUUGGUUGGACCCUAUGACAUUCUGGCAGGGAACCAUACAGGUGUGGACAGGAACCGGCAUGGAAGGCGCCCCAACUUCCUGCUCCACUGGCGCUACUACUAUGAUCCUCCUGAGUUCCAGACAGUACUGAAGGGGGAUGAUAAGACACAGUUCCACUUAGGCUACUUCAGAGAUGACCCCUGUGAAAUGCCAGCGUUUGUGGCCGCCAACUCAGCUGCUGUCGACUGCAUCAUCACUCCAAAGGGAGAUAAUAUUUUUGCUGCAGUGAGUGCUGUUAUAAGCGACAAACUGAAGGCCAAGGACACGGACUGUGGACUAGCUUCCCGACUGAAGGACCUUUCUGAGCGGCUGAACAAAUGUGCAACAAAGCUCGGUCUGAGUCUCGAGGGGAAGAGCAAAAGAAUGAAGGAGCGAGACAAGAAGGUGGUCUGCAAGAGCUUCCACAAGGCAGGCAUUGUGGUGCCAGUUGAUGAGAACGAGGUGGGAUAUAGGGAGGUGCCAGAAUCACCAGCCGAUCUAAAGAAAAUGUUCAAGAAGAUUGCGGACAGCAAAACUGAUGAUGAGCGUGACAAGAACUACGAAGACCUCCAAGAGCUCAUAACUCUGAUACAGUUUGCAAAUGAUGAGUGUGAUUAUGGAGAGGGCCUCGAGCUGGGGAUGGACUUGUUCUGUUUCGGAGGGUCUGUGUUUCAUUCAACCAUACUGCAGCUAUUGCCUCUGGCAUAUAUGUUGCUGAACAGGCCAGAGUUCGGUAAAAUCAUCGAGGCACAUCUUAAAGACAGGAGGAAAGGGGCUGAUCUGAGCCAGAUUGUGUGACCUUGGUGAUGACAUGGGGUUCAAACAUGCGAUCGCUGCUAUUGCCUCUGGCAUAUAUGUUGUUGAACAGGCCAGAAUUCAGUAAAAUCAUAGAAGCACAUCUUAAGGACAGGAGGAAAGGGGCUGAUCAGAGUCAGAUUGUGUGACCUUGGUGAUGACAUGGGGUUCAAACAUGCGAUCACGGCUUUGUUCCUAUGUGUAUGUAUAUAACUAUGACAAUUUGUAAAGGAUUAAUAUUUUUGAUUUAUUUGAUGUUCCUCAUAACACAUUCUCCUUUUGUACAUGAGAUCGCAUUAGUGAAUAAUGAUUGUGAAUUUUAUACACUUCUUUUGUGUUUUUAUAACAUGAACACAUGUUUUAAUUUAUUAAUUUAUGAAAAGUUAGUAGUUCAUUGUUUCUGUUAUGGUGUGUAUUUUAUUUAUGGCUUUUCAUUAAUAUUUCAAUUCAUCAAUUUCUUACUUUUUCAAAAUACUGGGAAAUAUUACUCAUGCGUUCUGACUUCUUCUAUUGUAACUGAAGCUGCCAGCCAAAAUUAGGUGAAAAGUGUUUAACGUUUCAUAACUAUGUGACAGGUUGGUGAAUCAGAACGUUUUGGUAGUAUAGACACUUCCUCUUGUUAAUAAAGUUUCCCUCAAAGA